AUGCAGAUAAAGCCAAGAAAGGGGGCAGAGGGUCAAAGAAAGCUACCAAGAAAGACACUGCGAAAGAAGGAACUUCAGAGGAUACGAAACCUCCCUCUAAAAAGUGAAAGGCUCCUGCUACUUCUACUGUUGCACCAAAGCGAAGGAAGCAACCCGCUAGAAGGCGAAAGUCUCCCACUCCUACUCCAUCUCAGAGUGAAGGAAAAAUUUUUGAUUGCGAUACUGAGUCGGAGAUUCGCAUUGAGGAGGAUCCCCAUGUUCGUAAUACAGAAGAUGAGCCCGUUCGCACUGAAGAACCAGAACCUGUUCACAUUAAGGAAAGAGAACAGAUUCACAACGAACCACCUGUUCGCACUGAGGCCGCAUCUCCGACUCGUGAGGUAA
Lactuca virosa is the source of this 384-nucleotide messenger RNA. Lineage: Eukaryota; Viridiplantae; Streptophyta; Magnoliopsida; Asterales; Asteraceae. The record is from the annotation of a GenBank genome assembly.